Molecule: messenger RNA, 2468 nt
Organism: Striga asiatica
Lineage: Eukaryota; Viridiplantae; Streptophyta; Magnoliopsida; Lamiales; Orobanchaceae
Source: the annotation of a GenBank genome assembly
UUUGNAAAAAAAAAAAAAAUUAAGUUAGGGCUCCUAUUUGUGAUUUGUGAAGGACCUCAGAUGGUAAAUCGUAAAGCUUCCCAGCUGAAGCUGAUAGAGAUAGACUAAUCUCCAUCUGUCUACUACGAUUAAUCCACGUUUUUCUGAGGCGAAAUUCCCCACAAAGAACUAGGACACGGCAGUCAUGGAUGGCGACCUUGAAAUCUCACUCGACAAGCUCCCGAUCAAACGGCUCGAAGCCAUUGAAGAAAACGGCUUCGAACGCUUCCCCUCCGAUGUGCGAUAUGAUGAGAAGAGAGUGAAUUUGAUACGGAGGAUCGAUUUUGCCUGGGCGGUGGAGAGAGAGGAUCCCAGUAAGAAGCGGAAGGCCGAAGGUACAAGUGCUGCUAAGGAAAGUACAACCACCAAUCAGCAGCAAUGGCAGUGGCAGGGUUUGGUGGAGAACCUGCAGUUAGCUCACCAGGAGCUCUCUGUCAUAAUCGACCUCAUAAACACGGUGGAGGCCAAUGAUGCUGUAACAGUUGCAGGCAUGACACGCCCGAAGCAGUUACCAAAUGAACAUCUGUCUGACCUUGCUGUGUCUACAGCGACCAAGCUGCAAAGCUUCCGGAAUCUUGGAAAAUACUUCAAGCAGUCUGCCAAAGCACUGGAAGAGAAAAUAGAGAGAGAAGCCCGAUUUUAUGGUGCCCUCAUUAGAUUGCAGCAGAAUUGGAAAAUUAAAAGGCACAGGCUGGUGGCUGCUGUCUCAGGCAAUGAAGGCUUCUAUAUCGACUUAUUUGACAAUUCACUAUAUGAUUCUACUAUCGUGUUUCGACCCUCUUCCUUGUCCACCAUCCCUGUUGAGCAUGACUCAGCUGGAAUGCUUGCUGUGAAUUUUCCUCGAAGAAAAUGCCACUCUCUUCAGUUUGAGUUUCUUGGAUUUAGUUCUGCAUAUAAUUCGAGAAAAUCAGAUGAAAACAAGACACAUAGUGUGACCAAGGAUUCUUCUAAAGAACAUGGGAUGGAACAUGCAAGCGACGACGAACGUGUGAAGGACAUGCAUUUAACCCUCCGUGAAGUUCAUCGAGCAAUACAUGAUGAGCAGGUGUUUGAUUUGGUAAAUCGUGAAGCAUGUAAUCCAUCUUUGUGUGUAAAUCUGACUGGUAUAAAAGAAAAUUAUUUACGCCUAAGCAUUGGUCAAGGAGCGUCACUUUCCGUAUCACUUGUGUCACCCAGACAGGAGGAUGAUCAAACAGCGGGUAUAUCAGAUGGAAAUACUAAAGAUGCUGAAUAUGUACCUCCGGAAUCCCCUGAUGGAGCAAAAUAUGGACCUGAUGAAGCAAAAAAAUUAGGGAUCCCAAAUCAACUUGGUUUCGAGAUUUAUUUGCGGCAGUUAUUUCACGAAUAUGUUUUUGUGAAAGCGAAAAACAAGUCUAUAUCCUCGUCUAGAAGUCAGAUUCCUGGUCAGCCACUCAAGGACAGUUCAAACAUUCUGAGUCAUUUCUGCAUGUCUCUUGCUCACAGAAUCUUCUCGAAUAAAGUUCUCUCUGUGCUGGAAAAUCUGGUUUAUAGGACACCAUAUAUCGACUUGAUCUCUCAUCCAACUUGGCAUUCUCGGACAUCUUCAUGGACGCUCUCGAUGAAGAUUCCUCAGUCCAUCCUUAACAGCGGGAGACAAAUGCAGACAUACGAAGUCAAUGCCUUGAAGAGUGUUAGGUCACAGUUCUGGACAAAGGUAGUUGUGGUUGAUGACUCCAUUAGUGUUGAAGGUGAAGGUGCUCCCAAUGUCGUAGGUUUAUUCAAAGGGAAGUCUGAAAGUGUUUGCUUGAUUAAUGGUUAUAAUUGUGACUUGGCGGACCUUCCUAUCAUACUCUUGCAGCAGAUUGCGAGUCAAAUUAUCGAGUGGUUGCACGAGGAAUCCCUUACGGUUGGUAUCAAGGCUGACAGGGACUUCCUAUCUCUGGCUUUCGAGCUCGAUCAGGGAGAAAUUGUCCGGUUGGUGGCUCAUGUGGACCCAGAUGAUGCCCAUGGUUGCAUCUCUUGGUGGCUCACGAUGGAAGACGGUCAAACGGGCGAACCCAAGCUUCGUUUGGAUAUGUCUAUUGUUGAAACCGAAACAAGGAAGUUUUUGGGAUACCUGUCGCUUGAUGUGUUGUACUCUACACUAUUGGAUUUUCUUAACCUGUGCAGCUGUUGUUGAAGGGAUAAAAUUGCUUUGUUUGCCAUUUUUCUGUGUUAAGUUAACCAAAGGGUUUGUUAGAUGGCCCUGUGAGAUUACACCAAAAUGAGGCCUUUACAGAAAUUAGUAAUAGUCAUAUGUUUAUGGUAAUCACUCAAGAGACGUGAGGAUUCAGGAUUGUACAUUGGCAUGACAGGAUUUUUUUUUUUUUUUAAAUUUUAUGUUUUGGCAAUUAAGUUUUAGUGAUCUAUUUUUGACAUGCGACAUUAAUAUUUCUAAUUAUUAAAUUUUUCGUUAUGUGAAAUCUUGG